Molecule: messenger RNA, 393 nt
Organism: Funneliformis geosporum
Lineage: Eukaryota; Fungi; Glomeromycota; Glomeromycetes; Glomerales; Glomeraceae
Source: the annotation of a GenBank genome assembly
CAAACCACCCAAAUAAUUUUUGAUGGAAAAAUACUUCCAAAAGGAGAUCUAGUAAUUGAAAACUUCCCUAAGUUAGUUGCUAUUGCCAUUCCUGAUCAUGAUGAACCUGAGAGAAUGUCUUCACUACCUAAGGUGCAAAUCAGAAACUGUCCCCAAUUGAAACAGGUUAAAAUAAUUCUAUUUGAAGUCCAAAACUUCUCUAUCUCUGAUUGUCCAAAAGUAGAAAAACUAGAUUUAAGGUACAAUGAACUAACUUCUUUAAAUAUUAGUGAGCUAGUAAAUCUAGUUGAUUUAGAUUGUUCCAGUAACUCUUUAACUACUUUAGAUAUUAGUCAUAAUUUAAAGUUAAAAGUUCUUGAAUGCGAUGAUGAUCUUAAACCCAAAAUCUCCUGA